Molecule: messenger RNA, 5677 nt
Organism: Saccostrea echinata
Lineage: Eukaryota; Metazoa; Mollusca; Bivalvia; Ostreida; Ostreidae
Product: cytosolic phospholipase A2-like
Exons: 17
Coding region: 76-2403 (775 amino acids)
Biological process (GO): glycerophospholipid catabolic process
Cellular component (GO): cytosol
Molecular function (GO): calcium-dependent phospholipid binding; calcium ion binding
Source: RefSeq, a predicted model, not a curated record
AGCAUAGACAACUGUACUCUUUUGAAGACAUUGGAACAAUUUUCAGACAGAUAAAAAGAGUCUUCUUUGAAGCUCAUGUCCUCUAACCUCAAGAUGAACAACAAUACAUUUGACCCAUUCCAGAUAUUUGAGGUGACUCAUGAUCCAUGUGCCGUACUAUAUGUCCGUGUACUAUGUGGAAAUAAUAUUACAAAGGGCUACUAUCAGGACAUGUUGGAUACCCCUGAUCCUUAUGUGGUGCUCAUGGUGCAAGGUGCCCCAAACUGUUACCAAAGAACGUGUACAAUAGACAACAACACAAACCCGGAGUGGAACGAAACAUUUAAGUUUUACCUCAACCCUAAAAUACCCACAGAAGUCGAGGUAACGUUAAUGGAUGCUAAUUACACCUAUGAUGAAAUGCUAGGACAGCCCCAAAAGAUCACACUAGAUGCUCUUCCAUAUUCUAAAGAAACACACACUCUUAAGUUUAACGAGACCUCAGAAGUUAUAAUUGAAAUGUGGGCACACCAUGGAUGUGAGCCCCAACUUAGGUUUAGUUUAACACUCUGCAGUGAAGAGAGAGCAUUUGUAGAAAGGAGAAGAAAGAAAGUUUUUGAAGCUAUGAAGAAAAUCUUAGGUGAUGAUGCACCAACAAAAGAAAGAGAUGUUCCUAAUAUAGGUGUGAUAGGGUCUGGUGGGGGAUUCCGAGCCAUGACGGCCUACAGUGGGGUAUUUACGGCUCUGGUGGACAGUCACAUACUAGACAUGUGUACUUACGCAGGAGGACUCUCAGGAUCAGCAUGGUAUCUGUCCCAAUUAUACUCUCAUCCAGACUGGCCAAAGAAAACCCCGGGGGAACUUCAGGAAGAACUAGGGAGGAACAUUGAACACAGUCCUUUCUGGCUUCUAAAACCACAGAGUCUGUAUACCUACGUCUCCAGGAUUGUACAGAAACGAAGACAGGGUCAACCGGUCAGUUUCACAGACUUCUUUGGCUGCUUAGUAGGAGACACAAUCCUCAAAAACAGACUUGAUUCCAAGUUGACAGAUCAGCAGAACAUCUUGAAGAAAGCUGAUGUUCCUUUGCCUUUGUAUACCUGCCUCCAUGUUAAAAAGAAUGUGUCUGCUGAAGUCUUUCAUGAAUGGAUGGAAUUUACUCCGUAUGAAAUUGGUCUACCUAAGUAUGGAACAUUUAUGAAAAGUCAGCUGUUUGGGAGCAAGUUCUUCAUGGGGCAGUUAGUCAAACAGUAUGAAGAGCCCCCUCUCCAUUUCCUCAUGGGUGUGUGGGGGAGUGCUUUCUGUAUACAGAUAUCCAGGUUGUUGAGGGACGACAAAAAAGUCACGUGUGAACAAGACAUAGCAGAGGACACAGAGCAGGAGAGGAAGGAAAUGGAAAAAGAACUACUACAAGAUCUGUCCACCCAGUCAGAUGAAGACAGCGACUCAAGUGAAUCAGACAGCGAGGAUUCAGAAUCACAGAAAAAACACAAAACAAAACCAAAAAAAGCCUUGAAAAUCAGCAAAAAGAAGACCUCAAGUAAACCCUCCUUCUGGAAGGACAUGUUUAAAAACCUGUACCAGAGCACCCGUGUACUGAAAUCCAUCGAGGGCCGAGCAGCCAAGGUUCACAGCUUUAUGAGGGGGUUGUCCAUGUCCAAUUGCUACCCUUUCUCACCAUUUGCUGAGCCCACCAGCAGUCCCUCAUUUGAUGAGCUUGAUGCAUCAUUCAGUGGUGCAAAUCCAUUUUCAAAGAUCUUUGAGUUGUAUCCCACAACAAUAAAGAAGCUGUACGUUGUUGAUGGGGGUCUUACCUUCAAUUCCCCCUACUCCCUUGUCCUUAGGCCCCAGAGGGAGGUGGACUUGAUUCUAUCAUUUGAUUUCAGUGCAAGGCCCAGUGACACAGCUUUGCCAUUUAAGGAAAUCAUGUUAGCUCAGCAGUGGGCUAAUCUGAACAAAGUGCCGUUUCCAAAAAUAGAUCCCAAAAUUGUUGAUGUGGAGGGUCGUAAGGAAUGUUAUGUGUUUGAGGACCCACAGGAUCCCAAGUGUCCAGUGGUCCUACACUUUGUGCUGGCCAACAUCAAAUUCAGAGAUGAGAUUAAGCCAGGUGUUCAGCGCACUACAGAUGAGGAGAAGGAAUUCGCAGAUUUUGACAUUUUUGAUGAUCCCCAGCAGCCAUACUCCACAUUUAACUUCAAAUAUCCCAAAAAAUCCUUUGAGAGAUUGACUAAACUUACAGAGUACAACACCUUGUUGUUUAGGGACCUCAUUCUAGAAAAAAUCAAGUUUUGUGUUCAGAGACGGCAGAAACAUUACCAGGACAUCAAAUGUCCAAUCAAACUAGGAGACAUUAGAAAUUUAUCAGUGUCAAGACAAAAUUCACUGAAUUUGAAGAGCUAUCUAGAGUCAAUUGAUGAGGAUUAACACACCUUAUUAACCGGUUAAGCAUUUUAAAAUGAAUGGCUGAAUUGUAUUUAAGUAGUGUUUUGUAUGCUAAUUUCCUUAAAUUAUUGAGCAACAGAUCUUUUUUUUUUCUUUCAUGAAAGACUAUUUAUUGAUCAUGUGUUUUUAAAUGUUUGCAUCAUUAGCUUGAUUGUGAUGUGUUUUGAAUUUUAUCUCAAGAUGAAUGUGUGAAUAUUUGAUUUUACCAGAGACCUUUAUCCAUGUAAUAUCAAUUUUUAUACUUGUUUGUAAGUUAAGUUGGUACUUCCUUGCAAAAAUGUUGAUGCAAAAUUUACUAAGUAUACUAAAUGUACAGGUACAUAUAUGUAUAUGGUGAGUGUUCAAUUUUUUAGUGCCAUUUUGUAUUUCAUAACUGUAUUUAUCUUGGUCAUAUUAUAAUCUCAUAUUUUAAUUAGUUAUUGAACAAAUUGUUGAAAAAGUUUACUCAAAGAAAGUACAGUCAAACAUCAUUAUCUUGAAUUCAAUGGGACCUAGAAAAAAACUUCAAAAUAUCUGAGGAUUUGAGAUGUUGAAGGUAAAUAAGUGAUUGGGACUUCCAACUCGAUCACUUCAAAAAAUCCAUGGUAUUCGAGAUAUCGAUAUUCAAGAUACCGAAAUUCAAUUACACAAGAUACCGAAAUUCAAUUACUUUUCCUUACAAGUGUAGUUUUAUUGUAAAUUUUGGUUUGCCAUGCAUGUAGAAAAUUGCCAAGCUCUUGUCAGAAUUUUUAGUCAAUUUAUAUUAAAUCCAUUAUGAUAAUUGUCCAUAUAAUAUCAAGCUAAAUAACAGAUUCAAUAAUUUAAUUUUUGAGUAAAAUAUUUAGCAUACUUUUAAAAUGUUCCAAUUCCAAAAAGUACCAAAAGAGAUAUUUGAAACUGUAAAAUGGGCAAGCCAGUCCUGCAUGGUUUCUUUAACAAAAUUUUAGAGUAAUUUACCUCAACCUCAAAAAUUGUUUACCACAUUAAUUUUCUAGCUGCUGUUUAUGAUUUGUGUAUGUAUUUUUUUUUUCAGGCAACCCUCUCAUUUGUCAUGAUAAUCAAAAAUCAACAUUUUUAGCUCACCUCAACGAAGUUGGGGGAGCUUAUGUAAUACCCCCGGCGUCGGCGUCCCAGGUUAAGGUUUUGGGAACAGUUUUCUUUUCAAGUACUUCUAUGGCCUAUAUUAGUCAGAGAUGCAUGGAGGAUGCUUCUAGUGUGUUUCAUUGUACCAGUCAAGGUUUCAGAUGCUGCAAUUUCAGCUAAAGAAUGACCAGAUUAAUGUUUUUGGAGCAGGUUAAAGUUUUUGGAGCAGGUCUCAUUUCCAAGAAACUAUAAGCCCUAUAUUGACCAAACUUGCAUGGAUGAUACAUCUAAGGAUGCACACUACUGGACUUGCUUCGGAUGCUGGAUCUGACCUGUAUUUUCCGGAUGAGUGACCAGGUUAAAGUUUUUGGAGCAGAUUUCAUUUCCAAGUAACUAAAAGCCCUAUAUUGACCAAACUUGCAUGGAUGAUACAUCUAAGGAUGCACACUACUGGACUUGCUUCGGAUGCUGAAUCUGACCUAUAUUUUCCGGAUGAGUGACCAGGUUAAAGUUUUUGGAGCAGAUGUCAUUUCCAAGUAUCUAUAAACCCUAUAUUGACCAAACUUGCAUGGAUGAUACAUCUAAGGAUGUACACUACUGGACUUGCUUUGGAUGCUGGAUCUGACCUAUAUUUUCUGGAUGAGUAACCAGGUUAAAGUUUUUGGAGCAGAUGUCAUUUCCAAGUAACUAUAAACCCUGUAUUGACCAAACUUGCAUGGAUGAUGCAUCAAGGGACCAACAAUCUCAAAACUUGCUUCAGAUGCUGGAUUUGACUUAAAUUUUCUGGAUGAGUGACUACAUGUAGUUUUAAGUUUUCAGAUAAGUCUAUUCCCAAGUAACUGCAAGCCCUAUCAGACCAAAAUUGCAUAAAUGUUGCAUCUAGGGAUGCACACUCCUAGAUUAUUAGUUUAGUGUGGGACUUUGCCUUACUUAAAGACAACAUUUGUUGAGGUGAGCUCUGUAAUCUCUGAUUACCUAUAUUUUAAUUCAUCAAAUCAUCAGUGGCGGAUUUAAGGGGGGGGGGGGGGCGCACCCGUCAAAGUUAACGUAAAUCAUAGUUUCGUCGAGAAAAUGUAAAAAUAUCUACUCGGUAGACCUCUUUUUUACCUUACAAAAUCUCUAAAAUCCAGGAGCUUCCGGGGGCUUCGCCCCCCUGGCCCCCCACCAGGGCUUUGCCCUGGACCCACUGGGAGCCUCAAGGCGGCCCCCAGACCCCUGCCUACUUUUUGCCCCCCCCCCCAACUUCAAUUCCUGGAUCCACCCCUGAUCAUAGAUUGUCAAACUCAUUGUAAAGUAGAGACAAAAUUGAUAUUGCUAGAAUUUACACCAAAUUUCUCACACCCAUCAAAAACUUUUUUACCAAGUCUAGUCAAACUGAGUCAAAGAAAGAAAGAUUCAUUUUUCAUUAAUUCCAUUUAUCUUGUAAUUGACCCCUCUAAAAUUUUUCAAAAUACUAACCAUGGCCACAAAGGACUAGAUAGGAUAAGAUCCCUUUUUUGCCCCUGGUUUUGGGUGCCUUUGAAAACAAUGUUUUAUUUUCAAAAACCUGUCAUCAUCUCUGUUACAGAAUGAGUUUUGAAUCUAAGUGAAAGGAUACACAGAGGUUAUAGGAAGGUCACAAAAAUGUGUCCAUAUCUGAGUUUUCUCAUUUUUAUGAAAAUUGUCAUCAAUUUUAAUUAAUGCACAUUUUGCUUCAGAAAACACAGAGUACAAGAUUGCCUAUCUAUCAAAUUUAUAUAUUUCACUCAAUAGUGUCUGAUGCAUUUUGUGUGUGAAAAUUUCAGAUAGGCAAGCUUGUGUUCUGUUUCCUGAAGUAAAAAUUAUCUCAAAUUGGACAAAAUUCCACCAGAAUUUCCAUAUAUGCAUUGAAUCAAAAUAAGUGCUGGUUUUAAAACAAGCAUCAUUUAAAUAUUUUAAUUGCAAAAAAUCACAAUUUUAACUGUUUUUAUUUUUAUUUUUAUAUCAUAUACAGGGCCAAAUUUGGCCAUUGUCAUACCUUGUCCUUUCCCAAAUACAAGUAAUUGAAAUUCAGUUUUAAUGAGUCGGUCAUUGUUUUAGAUCUACGUUGUUCAAACUUGUGUUUUUUGUUUAAUAUCAUCUUUAAACCAACUGAUUAAAGUAUUACAUGGACAGUUUGUUGUUAGUGAAUUAAGAAUAAUAAGUAUUAAUAAAACCAAAAUAGUUUGUGUGUUCA